This is a messenger RNA of Rotaria sp. Silwood2, 213 nucleotides long. Lineage: Eukaryota; Metazoa; Rotifera; Eurotatoria; Philodinida; Philodinidae. The record is from the annotation of a GenBank genome assembly.
AUGUCAAAUAAACUUAAAGAAAUUGAUAAAUUUGUUAUGGUCCAUAUACAAUUAAUUGAUUAUCCAAAUUUAAUACGUAUUCAAAAAGAAAUAAAUGGUUUAAAUAUUUUAUUUAAUAUUUAUGAUGAAUUUAAACGAAAUAAAUUAUUAUGGUCAAAUAUUCUUUGGACAGAACUUAAUAAUAAUGAUUCAAUUAUUAGUGUUUUAAAAUAA